AUGCCGAGUCUCACCUGGCUCCCUUCCCUCCCCUCGGCUGUGUCGGCAGGCUCCUUCCCGCCAGGCACGAUGCUCAGCAUCAACGGCUCCGUCGCCAUGGUCGAACGAUUUUUGGCCGAAGGCGGAUUUGCACACGUCUAUCUGGUCUCUGUCAGCAACGAGCCGAUGUGCGUGAAGAGAAUAGCGUGCAUGGACGAGUCUACCCUUGCCGAGUUUCAGAAGGAAGUUGAUUUCAUGAAAAAGCUGAAUGGACACCGAAACAUUGUGCAGUUCGCAGGAGCGUGCUCGCAUCCGCUCAAACACGGGGGCUACGAAAUGCUGAUUCUCAUGGAAUACUGUCCCGGGGGGCGACUGGUGGACUACCUGAACGCACGGCUCCCGCGGCGCCUCAACGAAAUGGAGGUCCUCACGAUCUUCAGCGACAUUUGUGAAGGCGUUGCCUACAUGCAUAUGCAGUCCCCCGUGAUUGUGCACCGCGACCUCAAGGUCGAGAAUGUGCUGGUAUCCAAGAGCGGGACGUACAAGCUCUGCGACUUUGGCUCAGCCACGACGCAGCUGGUCCCGCCUGGAGCGCAGCUGAAAGCGCAAGAGAUUCAAAAGCUUGAGGACGAAAUAUCAAAGUUUACGACGCUCCAGUACCGCUCGCCUGAGAUGUGCGAUCUGUACCAGAAACGCGGACUGACAGAGAAGCUCGACAUUUGGGCCCUCGGCGUGCUGCUCUACAAGCUCUGCUACUAUACCACUCCAUUUGAAGACUCGGGGAAAAUGGCCAUCAUCAAUGUUCGCUACAGCUUUCCGACCACGCCAGUGUACUCCCCUGCCAUCCAGAAGUUGAUUGGUAAGGGCUUGUGA
Polychytrium aggregatum is the source of this 852-nucleotide messenger RNA. Its product is annotated as serine/threonine-protein kinase ppk30. Gene Ontology annotation, biological process: actin filament organization; protein autophosphorylation; actin cortical patch assembly. Gene Ontology annotation, molecular function: protein serine/threonine kinase activity; ATP binding. Lineage: Eukaryota; Fungi; Chytridiomycota; Chytridiomycetes; Polychytriales. The record is from RefSeq and is a predicted model, not a curated record. Gene Ontology annotation, cellular component: cytoplasm. The coding region runs from base 1 to 852 and encodes 283 amino acids. The transcript is spliced from 6 exons.